This is a messenger RNA of Salpingoeca rosetta, 2755 nucleotides long. RefSeq lists its product as hypothetical. NCBI's taxonomy places the organism in Eukaryota, Choanoflagellata, Craspedida, Salpingoecidae. The transcript is spliced from 3 exons. The coding region runs from base 1 to 2013 and encodes 670 amino acids. The record is from RefSeq and is a predicted model, not a curated record.
AUGAGUGUACCGAGUGACCGCGGUCGGAUUGUGGUGGGUGGCGAGGACGGCGAGGAGGAUAACGUGUAUGAUGUGGAGUAUGGACUGGGCACAACAGAGUUCUUCGUGCGCAUCGAGCACACGGUGACCACGGAGGUGUGGGCAAACACAUUCUCGCGCGAAUACAUUGAGCAGCUGACGCACAAGGCUGGCAGCUUCAAGGAGCUCAGCGUCUUCUACCGCAUGUUGGCCAAGGGCAUCGACCGCCAAAGCCCAGAGGUCGUCAGCGUCGCCCUGUACGACCAGCACGACUUGCAACAGCUACAGAAGACGAGGAGGCUGGGCGAAUCUGUGGCAGCAAACGGCACCGAGGCACACAACAAGUACCUCGUGCUCACAUACCGCACCGAGUACGACCGCGUGCAAUACCCCCUCCCUCUCCUGUAUGCAGGAGAGCCCGAUCCCAAGGUCCUCAUCAAGAAGAUCCGGCACCUGCAAGACCUGCAUGGCAAAGGGCGCCGCCCUCCUGCACCAGCCACAGCGAUACCAUCGUCUUCUUCGCCAUUGACGACGCACAGGGACAGGAAACGCCACGAGAUGUCAUCACCCUCCCCCGACGACACCAGGCCCACUUUGUCUCCCGCUCACCGACCGCCGCCUCAGCCAACACAACGACCGCGUCAACCGCAGCAAGAACAGCAGCAGCAGCAGCAGCAGCAGCAGCAGCAGCAGCAGCAGCAGCAGCAGCAGCAGCAGCGCAGUGGCAAGGGUAUGCCUGCGCCAGCGUCUUCGCCGCGCCGAAACUUGCGGCGAGAAGCAGCAACCGGCUCCCCCUUGCGACAGCAUCGGCUGCGAGGCGCACGUGCUCGGACCACCCACGACAACGGCGACGCUGACGGCACGCCGCUGGACGUGUCUGUGGCAGACGUGACCAUGCUCACGCAGACGAUUGUGGACCUGCGGGAAGAGAACGAGCGGCUGCAGCGGCGCAUGCGAGCGCUGGAGGACACCAACAAGCAGCAACGGCAGCAGCUACACCGCAAGCAGCACACAGCACAGGGCCAGGCGGAGUCGGACGCCAGUGCUGCCGGUGGCAAAGGUGGAGACCAGACCGCCGAGCUGAACCUGCUGCGGCACAUUGUGACCAACCUGGAGCAAGACGUGGUGGAGCAGAAGAACAGGUUCCACCGCAGCCUGCAGAAGAAGGCGGCGAAAAUCGCAGCGCUGGAGACGGAGCUUGCGGCGGUGCAAGUGGCUGAGCGAAACCUGCGUGUCAAGUGCAGACACCUGACCAACGAAUUGGCCGCCAGGCGUGGUGGCGGCGGCAGCGGCAGCGGUGGAAACGGCACACCAGGCACGUCAACGCCACGCACACGGUCCCGUGUCGCACGUGCCAAUGCAGGGCGGCCAGCUGCGUCGACAGCGGCAACGGGUCGGAGUGGCAGCCUCACACGCGUCCAGAGGCGUGGUAGCCCGUCAGCUGUCGGUGCGAGGCGACACAGACCCGGCUCGCGCUCACCUGCAGCAGCUGCUGGCGCUGGCCGCAUCGGAGGGGCCCAGCGGCGGCCGUCCCCUGGGGGCAGAAGGAGUGGUGGAGGACUACGGAGCAGAAGUGCAUCGCCCACGCCCCGCUUUGAUCCAACUGCAUACGUGCGCGCGAGGGAGGAGAAGCUUCGGGCUGCACGUGCAAAACGUGAGGGGAAGCGAUCUGUGUCGCGCGGGCGGAGCGCAUCGCCCGGUGCACGGCCACGGCGACCCACUCUCAGCCCAGGUGGGCCGCGUGUGCGAAGGGAGGGCAGCCUUGGCCGAAAUGGCAGCGGCAGCGGCUUUGGCGGCACUGCUGGCUCCCGCUCACGCACGGGAAGUCGGAGUAGAAGCAGGGGGCGAGACGUGACGAGUGUGGCAAAGCCGGCACCACAGCAGCAGGAGCAGCACGGUCGCCUACGUGGUCGAAGCAAAUCUGCGGAACGCAUCAUGCAGCGUCCAUCCCGGUGUAUGUGCUUCGUGGACAUCAAGCGAGCAAUGUAUGUAUAGCACACGCAAUGUCCACUUUUCGUGCUCAUAUGCAAUGCUGUGCGCAUUUCCUUGUCUUCUAGGCGCCAUGUGUCUCGCUCGCCACAGAAUGCAACGCCACGACGACGACAACAGCAGCUACAGCAGCCACAGCCGCCGCCAGAGGCGGAUCGGUCGUAUUUCAAGACUGCAGCCGAGAUUGAAGACAUUGAUGCUCGACUGGCUGCCCUGAGCAAGUACCUGCAGCGAAGCCACAACUAGCCUUGACCCCGCACUCGCGCGCACACUCGAUAUUGAUCCCCAUCUUCGAUCCCUCCACUUGGUGGCACACCGCUUUCUUCCUUCUUCCUGACGCCUUGCCUUGCUCGAUCCACCCUCCUCCUCUCCCAUCAGUGCUGUGUGUCGACAGGUGUCCUCAUCUGUUGUGGAUAGCACAGACACUUUUCUCCGAACCUCUGGCAGCCGUAGCUGUUCUUGGCUGUACAUACUCUUCUUGCCAGUGUCCCGGAUUCGAUUUCCGUUGAUUUCCGUUUACCCUCGCUUCCACCUUCCCCUUUUGCUUCUUUCCAUUUCAUUGGGACCCUUGUUUAUUUUACACAGCAGCGGUUUGUGCUGCCACCGAAAGCGUCGCGUACGCCCUCUGCGCGGUUGGAGCCUUGUGUUCUCCAAUAUUUCUUCCUGUACACAAAGCAAGCACAGCGUCUUCGCAGACACACAAGCACAAAGCGCAACAACUCCUGUCGACAAACACCCAGAAUCAAGC